AUGCACUUCCAAUCUCUCGCCUCCGUCGUCCUCGCCCUGGCCAUCUCCUCCGCCAGGGCUACCCUUUCGCCCAAUGUCCCCGGCAUGAACCUCGUCUGGCAGGAGACCUUUGUCGGCAACCAGGGCGACAUGGUCGACCUCACCCAGUGGACCGUCGUCACCGACCUGCACAACAACCAGGAGCUCGAGACGUACACCAACCUGCCCUCCAACAUGCAGCUUUCGGGCGGCCAGACGCUGCAGCUCGUGCCCCAAAAGUCCCUGCUGGGUGAAUGGACUUCGUCCCGCAUCGAGUCCAUUGGGGCCUGGACGCCGAGCCCCGGCAAGGCGAUGCAGGUCCAGGCCGCCCUGCGCGGCGGCGACAGCUCCCUCGACCAGAAGGCGGGCAUGUGGCCGGCCUUUUGGAUGCUGGGCGACUCGAUGCGCCACGGCACGCCCUGGCCCCUGUGCGGCGAGCUCGACAUCUUUGAGCAGAUCAACGGCCAGCUCACCGGCUACGGCACCGUCCACUGCGACCACACCGGCGGCGGCGCCUGCAACGAGCCCAACGGCCUGGGCGAGAGCAUCGCCAUCCCCCAGGACGACGACUUCCACACCUGGACCCUCAAGAUCGAUCGCACGUCCAACAACUGGCAGACGGAGACGAUCCAGUGGUUCAUGGACGGCACCCUCUUCCACACCCUCACCGGUGCGCAGAUUGGCGACGAGGGCCUCUGGGCGACGCUCGCGCACUCUCCCAUGUACAUCAUCCUUAACCUGGCUGUUGGUGGCACAUGGCCGGGUGACCCGAACGAGGCGACCUUGUCCGGCUGGGGCAACAUGUUUGAAGUGCAGUACGUUGCCGUCUACGAGUCCGCUUAG
Messenger RNA from Trichoderma citrinoviride, 861 nucleotides. Its product is annotated as glycoside hydrolase family 16 protein. Bases 1 to 861 code for a protein of 286 amino acids. Gene Ontology annotation, molecular function: hydrolase activity, hydrolyzing O-glycosyl compounds. NCBI's taxonomy places the organism in Eukaryota, Fungi, Ascomycota, Sordariomycetes, Hypocreales, Hypocreaceae. The transcript has 2 exons. Gene Ontology annotation, biological process: carbohydrate metabolic process. The record is from RefSeq and is a predicted model, not a curated record.